AAUCGUUGUAACUUAUUUAGGAUUAAAAUCAAACUCCUAGUACAGCUGCUCUAUUUAUUUUUGGUAAAUUAUAUAUAUAAUUUAGUGAAAUGAGUUAGGCAAACGGCAAGAACGCCAUUUGACUUCACCGCAAAGCUUAACUCCGUUUCAUCUCCGUUUUGGCGUUUUGCCGUCUCCGUCAAGCUCCCUUUUGCGAAAGCGUGUGUAUAUGUCUAUCUCUAUGCAUAUUCAUCAACACUUCCCCAAAUCCAUGUGUAUCUAUACAACUCUGUGUAUCAUAUAUAGAAAAUGUACCUGUAAACAAUAAUUCAUUCACUUAUUCUUCAUUUCAAUUUCACCAACAACCUAAUUUUUCAAUCCAAUUUUGAUUGAUAUGAAAUUUUCCAAAAUUCAUAUAGGUUUGACAUAGGGUGUACAGUGAGGUGUAUCUGUAGCCUUAUAUUUCUUUAAAGACACUGUCUUGAAUUCGACACGAAAAUCCACAGCUUUUAUUGGGUGUAUAGUAAAGCUGGCUCCGAUAAAAGAAAAAAAAGAAGAUUAGGUGUACAGUGAGACUCCAGAUUGUUUGAACCGUGAUCUACAGAUCACCAAAGGAAGGUGUAAUUAAGGGCUGUUUCUCUAAGAAGUUUGAAAUUGACAGCUGAAUGGCUGCGACGACGAUGGCGACAGCGGCGGGGGCGGUGGUGUUGUUGUACUAUGUGUUGAGUCGCCGAUUAACGGGCAAGGAGGGAGAGGAGGAAGAAAGUGGUGAUUACUCCAAAGCAGCAAGUAGAUCUGUGAAACGGAGACUGUCACGAAGGCCAGCUCAAGCUCCCGCCACCUGGCUUGAAACAAUUUCGACUUUGUGUGAAACUCUACGGUUUACCUAUUCCGAAACACUUGGGAAAUGGCCUAUUGGUGACUUGGCUUUUGGGAUCAAUUUCCUUAUCCGAAGACAGGGAAAUGCACCAGUUGCAAGCGUAUAUGCUGGGGAAAGCUGUUUACAAUUAAAGGGUGAUGAGAUUAUAGCUCAGUUGUAUCAUUACUUAAGGUUGGUGACCCUUUGUAUGCUUUUCUCAAAGAAGCCAUUUCCUGUAUUCUUGGAGUCUGCUGGCUACUCUCAAGAAGACGUUCUCCUUCAGAAGCCUAAAGCAGGACUCCUUAAGCCUGCCUUUACAAUUAUAAGAGACAGAAAUUUAAAUUGUUUUCUUCUUCUAAUUCGGGGCACUCAUAGCAUCAAAGAUACUCUGACUGCAGCAACAGGCGCUGUCGUACCUUUUCACCAUUCAGUUUUAGAUGAUGGUGGGGUUAGCAAUCUUGUUUUGGGAUAUGCACAUUGUGGGAUGGUUGCUGCUGCGCGGUGGAUUGCCAAGCUCAGUAUGCCUUUCUUGGUAAAGGCGCUGGAGGAAAAUCCUGAGUAUGAGAUAAAGAUUGUAGGGCAUUCUCUUGGUGGUGGUACUGCUGCACUUCUGACCUAUAUCCUUCGAGAGCAAAAAGAACUUUCCUCAAGCACCUGUGUCACUUUUGCACCAGCUGCCUGUAUGACGUGGGAGUUGGCAGAGUCAGGAAAGCACUUCAUCACUACAAUAAUUAAUGGUUCUGAUCUGGUGCCUACAUUCUCAACCGCUUCUAUUGAUGUUCUGCGUUCUGAGGUAACCGCGUCAUCCUGGGUGAAUGAUCUACGUGAUCAAGUUGAGCGCAAUAGAGUUUUGAAAGUUAUUUAUCGAUCUGCCACUGCUCUUGGUUCUCGUCUACCAUCUAUAGCUGUAGCGAAAGCAAGGGUUGCUGGUGCAGGUGCACUUCUACGCCCCGUCUCAAGCAGUACUCAGGUGGUGAUGAAGCGUGCCCAAGAUGUUGCCCAAGCAGUUGUCAAGACACGCUCCUCUUUGUCAUCAUGGACUUGUAUGGGUGUGCGUCGCCGUGUCGUCUCCCCUUUGGCAAGUUCCAAACCAGAUGAUUUCUCUGAGGCUCCUCUUAUAGCUCCGAGAACAUGUGAAACGUUUGCAAGUGAAGUAGUAAACAGUGUUCCUGAUGGUAACACAGUCGAAUAUUGUUCUUCAAGCAGUGGAUCUGGACAAGAUGAGACCGAUGACGAUGAAAAUGCUGCUGGAGUGGACAAAGCAAUUGGUCCUACCGACGUAGAGGAUAUCACAGAAGGUGAAUUGUGGUAUGAAUUGGAGAAGGAGCUACAGAGGCAGGAGGGUGAAGCUGAUGUCCAUGACCAAGAAGCAGCUGCUGCAGCAGAAGAAAUUGCUGAAGAGGAGAAAGUGCUGGUCGAUGCAGCUGAAAACCAAACACCAAUAUCUCCAUCGGAUGUGUCAGAUAACCACCAUUUUUACCCUCCCGGAAGAAUAAUGCAUAUGGUUUCUAUACCAUCAACAGAGGCAAGUGAUCUGGAUCAUGAUGGUCCAACGGAAGACCAUGUUGGGAUAUAUGAGACCCCUAGAGAAUUGUAUAGUAAGCUUCGUUUGUCAAAGACGAUGAUAAACGAUCAUUAUAUGCCAAUGUACAAGAAGAUGAUGGAAUUAUUGAUUAGGGAACUAGAAAAUGAAUUAGACUGUGAUUGUGAAUCAUGAAUUAGACCAAAAAAAUACAGUACAUAUAUAUGUUGAAGAUGCGAAGCAAAGGCAGCAAAUUUGACAUUUCCUUCA
Messenger RNA from Capsicum annuum, 2630 nucleotides. RefSeq lists its product as uncharacterized. The transcript is spliced from 7 exons. Gene Ontology annotation, biological process: lipid catabolic process. NCBI's taxonomy places the organism in Eukaryota, Viridiplantae, Streptophyta, Magnoliopsida, Solanales, Solanaceae. The record is from RefSeq and is a predicted model, not a curated record. The coding region runs from base 645 to 2555 and encodes 636 amino acids.